AGGCUCUCUUUCAAAUCUCUUUCCUCCUCUGUGUCAUAUCAGACGUACUACAGGCAGCUGCUCUUAAGGCCAAAGGAACACUUCAGUAGCCGAGGCGGAGAGCAGACAUCGCAGACUUGAGUUGAACGUUCGUCAACGUAAGCCAAAGGAGACGUGCAAUUCUUAGCAUUUCGGGUAUACGUUGAAACUGUAAACGAAAUAAUAUUUUUCCAGGUUAAUUUUUAAUCGCCAAACGGCCCACGCACUUUGAAAGAUGAAGGUAAUUCCGUUCCUGGAUCCUUCGGAACUUUACCGGCCGGAGCACAAGAAAAAGGAGGACUUCAGAAACUUCACGACGGACAUGGACGAUCCGAUUCAACGAAGGGUGCUCGAGAUCUACAAGAAGAUGCACACUUUCCAGACUGUGGACUUUGUUCGGGAAAGGAUGGCAGAGUGGACCCAGUUCAACAAGGCCGCGAUGCCGGUCAUGGAGGCGCUGCGUCUGCUCAACAGCCUGGUGGACGAGAGCGACCCCGACGUGGACGUCCCGAACAUUGUGCACGCCUUUCAGACGGCCGAGAAGAUUCGGGAGGCCCACCCGAAGGCCGACUGGUUCCACCUGACGGGUCUGAUCCACGACCUGGGCAAGAUGAUGGCCUUUUUCGGAGAGCCGCAGUGGGCGGUCGUCGGGGACACCUUCCCCGUGGGUUGCGCCUACCAGGACUCCAUCGUGUACAGGGACACGAGCUUCGUGGACAACCCGGACCUCGGAGACAACCGCUACAACACCAAGCUCGGAAUCUACGCGCCCAACUGCGGACUCGAGAAGGUCUUAAUGUCCUGGGGCCACGACGAGUUCAUGUACCAGGUGCUGAAGAACCACGGAACCACGCUCCCGGACGAGGCCCUGUACAUGAUCCGCUUUCACUCCUUCUACCCUUGGCACUCUGGAGGCGACUACCAGUACCUCUGUAACAGCAAGGACCUCAAAAUGCUACCAUGGGUUAGGGAGUUCAACAAAUUCGACCUGUACUCAAAGUCAGAAGAGGUACCGGACAUCUGUGCCCUGACCCCUUACUACCAGUCGCUCAUCGACAAGUACGUGCCAGGCAUUGUGCACUGGUGAAGCGGUGACCAAGCGAAGGCGGUGUUGCGCUCCAUUCUGUACAUAGGCUGUACACGUCUAACCUUUUUAGCUUUUAUCUCGGUGUUUUCAAACACUCACAGAGCGUUUUACCUUGACAUGAUCGCACAAUAAACGGACGUCAUUUCUGUGAUGUGCCUACUAGCAUGGUAUAUCGCUACCACCUAAAUACACUGACGUUCUUUUUAA
Ixodes scapularis (black-legged tick) is the source of this 1312-nucleotide messenger RNA. RefSeq names its product inositol oxygenase. The record is from RefSeq and is a predicted model, not a curated record. Gene Ontology annotation, biological process: inositol catabolic process. The transcript has 5 exons. Gene Ontology annotation, molecular function: iron ion binding; inositol oxygenase activity. Gene Ontology annotation, cellular component: cytoplasm. The coding region runs from base 254 to 1105 and encodes 283 amino acids. NCBI's taxonomy places the organism in Eukaryota, Metazoa, Arthropoda, Arachnida, Ixodida, Ixodidae.